AUGAUUAAGAAUAAUGUUACAGACCAUAAACUAAAUGUGGAAGCCAUAAUUAAAAACAUUAACACAAUUUCUUUGGAGCUAAAAAAAAUGAAUGAACUCUCCCAGUUACUGCUUUGUGACCUUACCCUACAUUUCAGUCAUCCCAUGAAGACAGAUGACUUAAAAGAAACAGAGAGAAAUAGCCCCCACUUUGAAGAGUCUAAAAUGCCAGAUGUAUCCCUUGCUUCUGAUAGCUUUUUAAUCUGA
Molecule: messenger RNA, 246 nt
Organism: Rangifer tarandus platyrhynchus (Svalbard reindeer)
Lineage: Eukaryota; Metazoa; Chordata; Mammalia; Artiodactyla; Cervidae
Source: the annotation of a GenBank genome assembly